AUGGAAGCGGAUAACGACUCGGAGUCGGAAAGGAUUAGUGUACCUCCAGUGCCCGAAAGCCCUGACCCGGGAAUUGUCGUCGCAUUCGACCCCGAACUAUCUUCGCUUUCCCCACAGCCCUCGCUUUUUAGUUUAAGUGAUUCGAUUAAAGAACGAGCUGUUUACUGUGAACAUGGUCGAAGAGUAAAUUCCCAUUCUAAUGUUUACAAGUUCCCGUCAGACGAGGAAGAACAUCAACGGCAAGACAAAUGGCAUCGUCUUCUCAAAGUGCUUGCUGGGGAAUACGUGCCGCCAUUUUACGAGGUACUUGCAGACGAUCACGAUUCUUCCAAUCCGAAAACAUGUCUUGAUCUCGGCUGUGGUUCGGGUACUUGGUUACUUGAAGUCGCAUCUGCAUUUCCUCAUGUCUGUUGCACAGCCGUCGAUCUUGUUCCUCUUCCGGCGAGCGCUCGAAUUCCACCAAACUUUCGAUUUGAAAUCGAUGACAUUAGCCUUGGGCUAGAGCACUUUGCAGGGCAGUUUGACGUUGUACACGUGCGAUGUCUAUCCCCUGGGAUCAAAGACUAUUAUCGCCUAAUCGAUGAUACGGUUCUUGCACUUCGGUCCUGCGGGCUUGCAGAGUUCUUGGAGUUCGAUUUGCGGGUAUUCGAUAUUGAGAAGCGAGUUCUUGUCCCUACCAUGCCAGUGCCUUUCUCGGCACGCAUCAUUGCUCUAAUUCGUCAGGCCAUGUUCAAACGAGGUUCUCAUGUGGAUGCAGCCUCGUUGUUGCACCUCUGGAUAUCCGAACAUUGCUCAUUUGAAGACGUUGUGUACCGCGAUAUCUGGAUCCCUUGUGGCGAUUGGCUGCGCGACGAGGAUGCCUGGGGGCAUCCUGCUUUCAGUACUAUGUCGUCAGAUGAUCUUGAGAAUCUUCGCUGGUCAUUCAUGGAAUCCGCACGUCCCCUGCUACUUAGCACAGGAGUACCAGAAGAACUUGUCAGUUCACUCAUAGGUCAGGCCUCCCAGGAACUCCGCGAGGCAUGCAUCCCACUGUUUAUAUGCGCACACAAUGUGUAUGCACGGAAAAAGGAAAGGUAA
Molecule: messenger RNA, 1077 nt
Organism: Fomitiporia mediterranea MF3/22
Lineage: Eukaryota; Fungi; Basidiomycota; Agaricomycetes; Hymenochaetales; Hymenochaetaceae
Exons: 6
Coding region: 1-1077 (358 amino acids)
Source: RefSeq, a predicted model, not a curated record